Lampris incognitus (smalleye Pacific opah) is the source of this 1788-nucleotide messenger RNA. It is a transcript of the gene wfikkn1, whose product is annotated as WAP, follistatin/kazal, immunoglobulin, kunitz and netrin domain containing 1. The transcript has 2 exons. NCBI's taxonomy places the organism in Eukaryota, Metazoa, Chordata, Actinopteri, Lampriformes, Lampridae. The record is from RefSeq and is a predicted model, not a curated record. Gene Ontology annotation, molecular function: protein binding; serine-type endopeptidase inhibitor activity. Gene Ontology annotation, cellular component: extracellular region.
AUGUGCAAACUUACUCUUGAACAAUGGAAGGGUGGAUGUAAACACGAUGAAAACUGGCAACAUGUACUCGGUUUAAAUAAACCGUCUUCGGGGAGGUUAAAUGUGCUGUUCUUCGUGGUCGUCUACGCGUUACCCGAACUUUCUUUCAGUGCAAGUCUUGCAGGAUCUCCAAUUGAACAUCCAGGAGUUUGUCCCAACAAGCUUAACGCCAACCUGUGGGUGGAUGCUCAAAGCACCUGCGAGAGAGAAUGCAACGUCGACGAGGAUUGUGCCGAGUUUGAGAAGUGCUGCACCAACGUGUGUGGUCUGAACAGCUGUGUAGCUGCACGUUUCUCCGACGGCCCACUUGUCCAACCAGACGGACAAGCUGGAGGGAAGGCGGAGGGGUCCACGGCUACCUGUCAAGGUUUUAUCUGCAGUCAGCAGGGAGCGACCUGUGACAUCUGGGAGGGCCAGCCGAUCUGCAAGUGCCAGGACCGCUGUGAGAAAGAGCCCAACUUCACCUGUGCCUCAGAUGGCCUCACCUAUUUCAACCGCUGCUACAUGGAUGCCGAGGCCUGCAUCCGGGGGGUGACUCUGACUGUGGUUACCUGCCGCUUCUACCUUGCCGGGCCCCAUACCAGUCCUCUGCCUCAGGACACCACGGCCUACCCAACGCCCACCUCCUCGCUGGAAGACCCCAUGCCCCCCACACUGUUCUCCAAUCCUAGUCACCAGUCUAUCUAUGUGGGGGGUACUGUCAGCUUCCACUGUGACGUGAUUGGAGUCCCAAGACCAGACGUGACAUGGGAGAAGCAGAGUGAGCGACGUGAGCGGCUUGUCAUGAGGCCAGACCAAAUGUAUGGCAAUGUGGUCAUCACUAACAUCGGCCAGCUUGUUAUUUACAGUGCCCAGGUUUGGGAUACUGGCAUCUACACCUGCAUUGCACGGAAUGCUGCAGGGGCUCUCCGUGCUGACUAUCCACUGUCCGUUAUACGUCGGGCAGACGAUGACUUCUCUGAAGAUCCCGAGAUGCCCAUGGGGCGUCCAUUCUCACCAGCAGACUGCUUGGCUGAAGUUGACCAGAGAGAAUGCAGUACAGAGCAUCACGUGGACUGGUACUAUGAUAGCAAGCAGGGUACCUGUGUGGCCUUCAGCAACAGUGGAUGUGAGGACAGCCGCAACCGCUUUGAGACUUUUGAGGAAUGCCAGGCAUCCUGCCAACGGGAAGGGAUGGGGAUCUGCUCCCUACCUGCAGUUCAGGGGCCCUGCAGAGCUUGGGAGGCACGCUGGGCCUGGAAUUCUCUUAUGAAACAAUGCCAAGCCUUCGUCUUUGGUGGCUGCCAUGGGAACUCCAACAGCUUCCGUAGCAAAAAGGAGUGUGAGGCAAAUUGUCCACAGCCCAAGAAUAAGCCAUGUAGGACCUGUAGGGUAAAGGCGAAAAUGGUGCCAAGCUUGUGCCGCAGUGACUUUGCCAUAGUAGGGCGACUGACUGAACUGAUUGAGGACCUGGACUCUGGGAUAGCCCGCUUCAGCCUUGAGGAGGUCCUCAGAGAUGAAAAGAUGGGCUUGGCUUUCUUCAAUACCAAGCAUUUGGAGGUCACCCUUGCCAAGAUAGACUGGAGCUGUCCCUGUCCCAACAUCACCAUGGAGGACAGCCCCUUCUUGGUAAUGGGCAUUGUGCAUGAUGGCAUGGCCAUCAUCCAACCAGACAGUUAUGUGAGACCUAUCACAGAACGCAGAGUCAAAAGGAUCCGUGACAUGCUGGACAAAAAAACCUGUGGGAUGUAAGAGCGUAUCCAGGAUUAG